UGGUAUCCUGAAGGAAAUCUAAGAAAAGACCUUGAACAAUUCAAAAUGACAGUACAUCUUUUUGGUGCUACUUCUUCACCCAGUUGUGCUUCUUAUGCUUUGCGUAGAACAGCUGAAGAUGCCAGAGAUACAUUUCCUGAGGAAGCUGUUAACACCGUUCUCAAUAAUUUCUACAUGGAUGACUGUUUAAGGUCAGUGACAACAGAAGAACAAGCAAUAAAGCUGACAAAGGACCUCCAAGCUCUAUGCCUCAAAGGGGGAUUUCAUUUGACUAAGUGGGUGAGUAACAACAGAGAAGUUUUAUUGUCUAUACCUGAAGAAGACAGAGCUCAUGAACAAAAUGACUUAGAUUUGAGCCACAGUCUCCUUCCCACAGAGUGUGCCCUGAGUGUCCAGUGGUGCACAGAAACGGACAGUUUCAAAUUUCAGAUUAAGUUACAAAACAAGCCCGCUACAAGGCAUGGUAUUCUGUCUGUUGUUAGCUCAGUUUAUGAUCCACUUGGUUUUUUAGCACCAGCCAUACUGCCAGCAAAGCUUAUUCUAAGAGACUUAUGCAAAGCGAAAUUUGGGUGGGAUGAAGAAGUAGAAGUCAAACACAUUCAGAAAUGGAAAAAAUGGAUGGAUGAUUUGCAGUUACUUACAGACUAUAAAGUGAACAGUGGUGUUAACUCCCCUCUUGAAACAUUCAUUGGUGUUGAGGAGACUUUGACAGUUGUGAAGCACUCUGCUAUUUAA
Erpetoichthys calabaricus (reedfish) is the source of this 735-nucleotide messenger RNA. RefSeq lists its product as uncharacterized. Lineage: Eukaryota; Metazoa; Chordata; Cladistia; Polypteriformes; Polypteridae. The coding region runs from base 46 to 735 and encodes 229 amino acids. The transcript is spliced from 2 exons. The record is from RefSeq and is a predicted model, not a curated record.